Messenger RNA from Talaromyces atroroseus, 669 nucleotides. RefSeq lists its product as hypothetical. The coding region runs from base 1 to 669 and encodes 222 amino acids. Gene Ontology annotation, molecular function: 5'-deoxynucleotidase activity. The transcript is spliced from 2 exons. The record is from RefSeq and is a predicted model, not a curated record. Lineage: Eukaryota; Fungi; Ascomycota; Eurotiomycetes; Eurotiales; Trichocomaceae. Gene Ontology annotation, cellular component: cytoplasm.
AUGGGCUCUACUGAAACACAGCAGGGAGACUGGACUCCAUGGACAGUCCUUUCCACCAUCCCUCACCCCAUUGAGGAGAACAGCGCCUCUCCAAUCCCUUUCUUCCACCUGCUGGAACGUCUAAAAACAACGAAGCGCGAAGGCUGGCGCCGGUUUGGCCUCAACCACGCCGAAUCGAUUUCCGAUCACAUGUACCGCAUGGCCAUCAUCACCAUGCUAGCGCCCCCCUCUCUAUCCUCCAAGCUCAAUAUCCCGCACUGCACGAAAAUGGCCCUAGUCCACGACAUGGCCGAAUCGCUCGUCGGCGACAUCACGCCGGUCGACCAGUCGGUCACAAAGCCCGAAAAGGCGCGGCGCGAGGGCGCGACGAUGGACUACAUUGAACAAACGCUGUUGCGCAAUGUGCCUGGGGGUGCGCUUUCUGGAGGCGAGAUCCGGCGCAUAUUCCAAGAAUACGAGGACAACGAAACCCUAGAAGCACAGUUUGUGCACGAUGUGGACAAGAUUGAAUUGUUGUUGCAGAUGGUUGAGUACGAGCGCGAGCAUGGCAAGGAUCUUUCCGAGUUUUCGCAUGUCGCCAAUCGAAUCACGCUGCCGGAGGUCAAAGGGUGGGCGGAUGCGAUUAUGAAGGAGCGGAAACACGUGUGGCAGAAGCCGACUUCUACCUGA